AUGACAUUGCCUAACGACGAGCCUACAAUUUCGCCUGACGACGCUGCCACUGCGGCAGCAGUGGCAGCAGCCAGCACGGCAGCAGCAGCGGUGGCAGCGAUUCCCCAAUUAAAGGACGAUGAUCACCAGCUCCACCACCAGUUUGUGCAACAGCACCACCAUCAUCUCCAGGAACAGCACGCACACCACCAUCAACAGCAUGCGCUCCAACAACAUCACCAACAUCAACAUCACCCCCACGAGCAUGAUCAUGACCAGUUGAACUCUCAGCUCAACCAGUUGCAACAGCAUAACUUAGCACACCACCAGUUGAAUCACACGCAGCAUCAUCAUCUUGAGAUGUUGGCACAGGCAAAUGAAGAGGAUUUCCUCGAUACUACCAACAGGAAGGUUGCGCCAAGAUCGAGUGAUUUGUUCAAGGUUGGUCCACAAUUCAGCGAAACAAGACACCAUCAGGAUAUUUACUGUAAGAGAAAUGAUAUGGAUGUGAAUCCAAUUUUAGAAGCUAGGAUUGAUAGAGGGUUCGAAGUGGGUGAAAAUGGUACUUGGAUUGGUUACAAGAGAAACUACUUCACUUUGGUGGCUUCAUUCUCGUUGGAAAAUUUCAACUUCGACCGUUUUAUUCAGAAUAAGUUCUACACGUACGAAAAAUCGUCCAAGAACGGCGAGUCAGUGGGCGAAAAUAAGGUUGAAAUCAGUUAUUUUGCCAUCAGAUUGGUUGCUAAGUGCUCUGACGAUGAUGUGGCUAUCAGUCUUGUUCAGCACACCGCCAAGAGAGACAAGGGUCCUCAGUUCCCUCCACCAAUCUACCCAGCUGUUCCAGGUGACUUGCCUGACCACGAAACAGUCAGGGCGUCGUGUAACAAGCGUAACGGUAAUAAAAUUGAAAAUAUGAAUAAGGUCUUCUACUUUGAUAGAGCCGAAUAUUAUCACAAUACUAAUUUGGACACUUUGAAAGACGACUCCGUUUUGAAGAACUAUCCAAGUGACUCAAUCGCCAGAGUGGCUAGAUUCGAAAGAAUCCAAUUUACUUCUUCUAUCAGAUUGAAAUCUACUUCGGUCAAUUCCAGAUACUUCACCUUACAUGUUGAACUACUCGGAAUCAUCGAGAACGAGGAUUGUCAAAUCCAACCAAUCUUAUUGUCCUCGAUUGAAACUCCUCCUCUAAUUAUCAGAGGUAGAUCUCCAUCAAACUAUCACAAGGAUAGAACUUCGGGCUACAGAGGUCAUAUUUAA
Messenger RNA from Debaryomyces fabryi, 1236 nucleotides. RefSeq names its product transcription factor (gene NDT80). Gene Ontology annotation, cellular component: nuclear chromosome. The record is from RefSeq and is a predicted model, not a curated record. Gene Ontology annotation, biological process: positive regulation of transcription by RNA polymerase II; meiotic cell cycle. The transcript has a single exon. Gene Ontology annotation, molecular function: DNA binding; DNA-binding transcription factor activity. Lineage: Eukaryota; Fungi; Ascomycota; Pichiomycetes; Serinales; Debaryomycetaceae. The coding region runs from base 1 to 1236 and encodes 411 amino acids.